GCUUAAGAGUUAGAACUACACGUACCCUGCAAACAAUCGACGCUAGAUGUCGCUAGCUGUUACGUCGUGCAGCAGUGCAGUCGCCUACUAAGAGUACUGGCGUAGAAACCCGCGUGCAAGAGGAAAGGCGAACAGUUACCAAGACCGAGAUCACCUCACCUAAUUAGUCUCGAAACCGGACAAGGAAACCGGAGGCUCCGUUCUGUUCGUUCCCGGUGAGAGCACCACAUUAAAGUGAAAACACUUCCGACAGCGAGCGCAGAGCCACUUCCGGUGUUUUUCUCGCGUGUUUCGCAUCUGUUGUUAGUCGCCACGGGAUAAAGGCGAGAUCCUUGUGGUGCUACCGGCACACACACACACAAACAGCCACACAAACAUACAAACACGUGCGGGCGCGCCUUCGCGUACACCACCAUCUCAUUGCCACGGUGGUGCCGGUGACGUUAUAAUUCUCUCACGAUUGCGUUGCCGCGUUAAGAUAGUGUGUAAUUACAGCAUCAAACGACUCAAACCAAACGACUUCCGUGUCUUGGCCUCUUCGUUGCCCCGUCGCGCGUAUCCACACGGCCCCGGAAGUCACGAACACAAGUAACGGGCGUGUUCGGGUUCGGCCCACGCGUGCAUCCAGCACAUCGAGGUUGUUUAAAAUUCUGGCAAUGAUCUUUGGUGAUUUAGUAUGCUGCGUGCAUUUUGUGGUACUGUUUCAAUGCUGCAUUGCCGUGGUGGCCGUGGUGGUGGUGGUACCAGCUGAUCCCCUUCCACCGCAACCUCCGGCACCAGUUGCCAGCAACGGUACUCGCGGGCUGGCCGUUGGGUUGGGGCAGCCCGGUGCGCUGGCCUCACCAUUGAUACAGACACCACCUACAUCCGGAGCCGGAUCCAGAUCGCUCAACCGAAGUGGCAAAUACACAGACGACGCUGCACUGCCAGGAGAACUGAACGAGUACUGCCGGGUGCCGCAGGACUGCCGGCAGCAUGCCUACGUUUGCGACACUCGCCAGCAGGUCUGUAGCUGUGCCGAAGGAUACCGGGCGGACGAUACGGGCCGGAUCUGCCUUGGAGCGGUCGGCCGCCGGUGCAUGUACGAUAGUCACUGCGUCACGAAUGCUUAUUGCAAGGGACAAAUGAUCUGUACGUGCAAACGUGAAUACGGAUUCCUCGCCGACGAUAACUGGUCAUGCCAAGCGUCGUCCGCGCCGCACGGGACACGACUUCCUGGAAUGCAUCACUUCCUUGCGCUACUACUGUUCACGGCCACCAUCAUCGUUCCGAUUCUUAGCCUUGGUCCGGUCACAACAAACGCUCCGUAGCAACAAACGA
Anopheles darlingi is the source of this 1320-nucleotide messenger RNA. RefSeq lists its product as uncharacterized. The coding region runs from base 657 to 1310 and encodes 217 amino acids. The transcript has 4 exons. NCBI's taxonomy places the organism in Eukaryota, Metazoa, Arthropoda, Insecta, Diptera, Culicidae. The record is from RefSeq and is a predicted model, not a curated record.